AUGCCACCUCCAAGAACCCGAUGGGCACUCAUCACAGGAGCAAGUCCCGGCGGCAUGGGCGAAGCCGAAACCUCAGCCUUCCUAAAACGCGGCAUCAACGUCAUAUCAACAUCGCUCGAAGCGGACAAGCAAGAAAUCGAACACGUCAGUCCCAGCCCAGGCACUCGAGACGGCUUCCUCGUAAUCCUCCAUCUCGAUGUCACAUCUUCGAAAUCUAUCGCUGCGGCUGUCAAGACGGUUCACCAACUUACCGAGGGGAAAUUGGAUUGGUUGGUGAAUAAUGCAGGAUUGGGAUACUAUACUCCCCUCCUGGACACAUCCCUCGCACUCGCGAAACAGGAAUUCGACGUCAAUGUCUUCGGCCUUGUAGCCGUCACGCAAGCUUUCUUCCCCAUGCUCCGCGCCGCGAAGGGUUGUGUUGUGAAUCAAGGGAGUAUAGCAGGUUUGCCAGGGUUUAAUCGUCCUUAUAUGGGCUUGUAUUCGAGUUCGAAGGCUGCGGUUAUGAAUUUGAGUGAUACGAUGAGGCUUGAGUUCAGACCUUUUGAUGUUCGGGUGUGUACGCUGAUUACGGGGCCAGUGAAGACGGAGUUUUUUAAGAAUUUGCAGGGUGCUGAGGUGGAGGCGGAUUCGGUUUAUGGGGGGAUUAGAGAGGUUGUGAAUUCUAGGAUGCGUGGGUCGUUGGGUGGUGGGAGGGGUCAUGAUCGGUUUGAGGUUGCGAAUGCUACUGUUGAGGAGUUGCUUAGAGAGGAUGUGCCGGUGUAUGUUACGAAGGGGUAUAUGGCUGGAUUGAUAUGCUGGCUGCACUGGUUGCUACCGACUUCGUGGCUGGACUCUUACAAUAAUAGGGGGAGCGGACUAGAUCGUUUGAAGGGUUUGAUCAAUGGGGAGAUUGAGGAUGAAAAGUCUAAGUGA
Molecule: messenger RNA, 912 nt
Organism: Pseudocercospora fijiensis CIRAD86
Lineage: Eukaryota; Fungi; Ascomycota; Dothideomycetes; Mycosphaerellales; Mycosphaerellaceae
Exons: 2
Coding region: 1-912 (303 amino acids)
Biological process (GO): triglyceride catabolic process; phosphatidic acid biosynthetic process
Cellular component (GO): lipid droplet; endoplasmic reticulum
Molecular function (GO): triacylglycerol lipase activity; acylglycerone-phosphate reductase (NADP+) activity
Source: RefSeq, a predicted model, not a curated record